Molecule: messenger RNA, 312 nt
Organism: Lactuca saligna
Lineage: Eukaryota; Viridiplantae; Streptophyta; Magnoliopsida; Asterales; Asteraceae
Source: the annotation of a GenBank genome assembly
AUGGCCAUCAGUCUACUGCAAACCCAGAUGGAACUGUCUCUUAUACGGGAGGACUUCCAAGACCAGUUGUGUGAGCUCCGUCAGGCAGUUAAUCGACACUUAGAUGCCAUGAACCUUGAGGUCGAUGACGUUCGCGCUGGUCAGAUGGAUAUCUCACAUAUGGUUGCUGAUCUUAAAAAUCAUCUCGUUUCUCUGCAAGGAGCAUAUGUGAAGAUGGUCUUCAAGGACAACAAACGUAAGAAGCUGAUGUCUUGUGUUGGGAUUUUUGGUGUUGUUUGUGCGUUUGUGGUGACGUAUUUGGUGUUUAAGUAA